CUGUAGCUCAAAGAAAGGCAUAAAUAGAGGUUUUUGAUCUUCAAUAACAAAAACAAAAAAAACAAAAAAAAAAGAGGGAGAGAGAGAGAGAGAGAGAGAGAGAGGGGAAGGAGGAGCUAGAAGCCAUGGGCGGAGGCAAUGGCCAGAAGGCAAAGAUGGCUAGAGAGAGAAACAUGGAGAAGCUCAAAGGCCAGAAAGGAAGUCAGCUUGAAACCAACAAGAAGGCUAUGACCAUCCAGUGCAAGGUUUGUAUGCAAACUUUCAUUUGCACUACUUCGGAGGUGAAAUGCAGGGAACACGCUGAGGCAAAGCACCCGAAGGCUGAUGUCUAUGCGUGUUUCCCCCACCUAAAGAAGUGACAAGGGCCAUGGGUGAAACUGGUUUCAACUAUAUCUCAAGUCUCUCAAUGUUUUUGAAGCUGUUUCAGUAUUGUUGCUGAGAAUAUGUUUUAAAUUUUUGAUGGUUCAAGUGUAUUGAAACUCAGUGAAAUAUGUUCAUAUAUUAUCUCAAUCUAUAUUACUGUUCUCUGCCCUUUUAUAUCAUAACUUGUUGAAAGUUGGUGUUUGAA
Messenger RNA from Salvia splendens (bonfire salvia), 568 nucleotides. RefSeq lists its product as uncharacterized. NCBI's taxonomy places the organism in Eukaryota, Viridiplantae, Streptophyta, Magnoliopsida, Lamiales, Lamiaceae. The transcript is spliced from 3 exons. The record is from RefSeq and is a predicted model, not a curated record. The coding region runs from base 126 to 359 and encodes 77 amino acids.